AGCGCAGUAUAUUUUGUUUGUCAAAAAUUAAAACCAAAACAUCUAUCACUGUUUCUAAGGAAAUUAAUUUUAAGUUUAGCAUCAUAUUUUGGCAACACUAUAUACAUAACCAGAAAGGAUGUUGUUGUGUUCUUGAAACUGGUGUAAAAUUUCAUUGUUUUUUUACUUAAUUCCUUUAUCUGAAUUUGAUUUCAAUUUUAUGUUUCGUUACUUCCAUAUUAAGUGUAUUACUUCAGAUUUAUUUAUAAUGGCCUGAAGUUUUGGUUUUCCUCUGCGUGUAGAAAAUGAGCAAAGAUACAUUCCUUUUCCGUAUUUCCUAACAGUUACUGGAUCACGCUUAGCCACCGGCAUUAGAAGUUGAUUGGCUGAGUGAAGCUGAGAGCCAGAAGUCAGAUGGUUGUGUUGUGACGUCACUUGUCGUGUAAUUCUUAUGUUAAUGAGAUAUUCAAGAUGGAGUACUCUAAAGUAGUCUAGCUAAUGUCGAGGAGAGUGAAGAGUUGUAAAUAUUUGAAUUUAUAUUCAAAAUAUGCCGAAAAGACUUAAUGGAGAAAUUCCUCUACCGGAUGGGUGGGAUGUGGGUCGGGAUUUUGACGGAAAAAUUUAUUUUAUCGACCAUAUCAAUAAGAAAACUACAUGGAUUGAUCCUCGCGACAGAUAUACAAAACCUCAGACAUUUGCUGACUGCGUUGGAGAUGAACUUCCAUUUGGAUGGGAAGAAUGUUUUGACAACCAAAUUGGCGUGUAUUACAUCGAUCAUAUUAAUCAGUCAAAUCAAAUAGAAGACCCUCGCCAACAAUGGAGACAACUCCAAGAAGCUAUGUUGAAAGAUUAUUUACUAACAGCACAAGAAGAUUUGCAGGCGAAGAAAGAAAUACUUGAUAUAAAGCAACAAAGGUUGUCUCUAGCACAAGAUGAAUAUCAUCAUCUUACUGCAGCUCUACAAGGAUUAAAUUCUUGCCCAUCAAAUAUCAGUUUAUGUUCUUCGGGAUCUGCAGCUUCCUCAACUAGUAGUUGUGCUACAAAAUUUGAUCCCGAUCUUUUAAAAGCAGACGUUGCUUUGGCUAAAGACAGAGUUGCAAGAUUAAAGCGAGAACUGGAACAAAUAAAAACUGAAAUGUAUUAUAAAGAACAAGGACUUGAAGCAUUAUCUCAAGUGGAUCAACAGUUUUCUGGCCAAUCAACAAGUUAUACUUUAGCUGAAGCACAAGCAAUCAUGGAGGAAUUACGUAAUAUUCAAAAGUCUCUUAAUUCAGGAGAAAAAGAAAAAGCAGAACUAAUGCAGAGUUUAUCAAGGUUGAAAGAUGAUCUAUCUCGUUUGCAACCUUCUCCAGAUGUAUCUACAUUUAAUAUUCCUUUAGAGAAGCUGAGUACGGCAUCUCAAACUGAUUUGUCUGGAGAGUUUGCCCCAAUCGGUGCAAGAUUAGCUGAAAUGGCUCGAAUGCGUUUACAGUACGAUGAAGCCCGUAAAGAAGUCCACAGAAUUCAACAAGACUUGGCUGAUCUAGAAGAAAAGAUGUCACCUGGCCAAACUGAAUCUGAUAAAGAUAGGCUGCUACUUAUUCAAGAAAAGGAGCAGCUUCUUCGAGAAUUGCGUAGUAUCAAUAUUAAAGGCCGAAGUGAAGGAGAGAAAAUGUCAAUCCAAGCUGAAAUAUGCAAAUUAGAGCAAGAACUAGAUAAUGCUAUGGAGAUGUCUAAUCGAGCAAUAGCAGAUAGGUUAAAACUGCAUGAACAAAAGAAUCUAUUGUUAAUACAGCUUAGGGACUCAAUGAGAGUCACAAUGUCUUUAGAAUCUCAAUUGAAAAGUCUAUCUGCUAGUACAUUGUCUGUGUCAUCCAGCAGCUCACUUGGGUCUCUAAGCACAGGAUCAUUGUCAGCUAGCAGUAAAGGCUCUCUGAGCAGCCUUAGCUUUACUGAUAUAUAUGGGCUUCCACAAUGUGCAGCUGACCCAUCUUUACAGGAUUUACAUAAACGUAUUGGGCAUUUAAUUCAUGGUGGUUCUCAAGUAAGUGGACCAGCAAACUUUGAUGAAACCGCCAUAUCACUUUCAAUUGGUCACAGUGUACCAUCUCUCUCACCUCGAUCAUCUUUAUCUUCAAUAUCACCUCCUGUUUCUCCGUAUGAAUAUGGCCCACCACCUAGCUAUGAACAGACUCAUCUUGAGAGAUUACAAAGACAGUUACCUAUGGGCAUUGAAGAUCAGCUGGCUGAUUUGAAACUGUCACCGUGUGCAGCUGAAAACUUGAGAACUGAACAAAAUUUAUUAAAUGAACAAAAAUUUCUUACAAGUAGCUUUUUAUGUAGUGAACAGAAUUUAAGGAAUGUGGGAGAAUCCUAUAAUGAUUCUCAUAGCAAUCCACCUUUAAGUCCAAUCUGUGAACUUGGAAGCGAUGAUCUUCAAACUUGUACAUAUUCAAGCUCAAACAAUCGUAGUGUCUCUGCUGCUGUUAGUGAUGAAUCUGUUGCGGGUGAUAGUGGAGUAUUUGAAGCUUCAAAUAAAAGGCUUAUUGAAGAUAGACUUGAUUUAAGUGAAAUGAAUCUAGAAACUGCACAAGUACAAGUUAAAUUAAGGUAUUCCUUUGAGGAUUCUUUGUUGCAUGUUGGUAUCGAGAGAGCUCGUAAUUUAUCUGCCUUAUCUGUACCUGAUCAUUGCAAAGUGUGCAUUAAAGUAGCUCUUUUACCAAUAUCCAGUGAAGAAUUGAAUACUUACACCACAGGCUCAUUUGAGAAUUUAAAUAAGCCUACAAUUGGAGAAACAUUUCGUUUCAAUAUUCCAGUUUCUAAAUUAUGCAUGAAAACUCUUCAAGUUAAUAUUUGGUCUAUUCAUAAUAGUACAGAGGAAGAGUGUUUGGGUAGUUCACAAGUGAGCUUAGCAGAUUUUUGUCCUGAAAACACAAUUGUUAAGUGGUACAAUGUUCUAAGUUUUAGGUUUAUGCAACCAGAUCCUUUACAGCAUGAAAAACCCCUCAAGCACAAAGAAACAGAUGUGAAUUUUGAGGUACCUGACCAUCUUCAAACAAAAACAUUUAUGUUUAAAGAAGAGAGUAGUGAUGAAUCUACCAUAAUAUCGUCUCAGACAUCAACUCUGACACGGAAUCAAGGUCCUGACAUGGUUAAAUGUGGUAUGGUACCUGAUGAUGAUGUUGACAGUGAUGGUGAAGAUGAUGAUGAGGGUGAUAUAGAUAUCAAUGAAGUUGGAAUUGUUCUACAGAAUUUGCAGGCCUGCAUGGACUGUGAAGCUGAGAGAUUGACACAAACGAGUAUAGAUGCUGCAAAAAUUCAGCUUUGUGACAAAGAAACCAACACUGAAUGUGUGUUUCUUCCUGAAAAGGCCUUAAAGAAAAGAUCAGAAGAUGCUGCAAAAAGUGCUGCUAUCAAAAGAUCACAAACAUUUUCUCCUAGUGCAGCUGUGAAUAAACAUCAAUACAUAUGUAGGUUGAAUCGAAGUGAUAGUGAUAGUUCAAUGCCUUUGUAUCGUAGAGGUGGUCCUUUCCAAAGGAAUUCUCUAGAACGCAGAAGUUUGAGGUGGAAAAAGCCUCCUGCAGCUUGUUCAAAACAUAGGGCUUCAAACUUCUUGAAGAAUACAACUGUAAGAACAUCAUUAGACCUUGCUUUAGACUUACAAGCUUUUCAGAGACGAUUAAGUCAGCAACAGGAGGAGAUAAAUAGACUAAAAGAACUAAAGCGAAGAUUAGAAGAAUCAAGACUAAAAGGUGAUUGUGAUGUUCCACAAUGGAUUUCAGAAAAUGAAAACUUGCAGUAUGCUUUAGCUGGAGUUAGUAAAGGAAUUGUAAAACCCAAUUCUGAAGAAAAGAAAAUUGAAAAAUUGUUAAAGAAAACUUCUAGAGAAAUUUAUAAGCUACGUAAGAGUCGUAAACAGCAACCAGAUGUUACUUCCUUCAGGGAAAAAAUGGCUUUUUUUACUCGUGUUAAUAUGACAAUACCUUUAUUGCCUGCCGAAGUUGGUUCAGAUACAAGUCAAAUAAAAAGAGAGAACUCACAAUUGAGGCCAAGUCAAACUGUGGAUGGAAAUAGGCAGCAAAGGUUUGAAUAUGUUGUUGAUCCAGAAUUUGGUGUUCAAGUUUAAAUCUAAAUACAGUAUUUAAUAUAAACUUUUUACUGUGCGCAAUAAUUGACUGCAUUUUUUGUAAGUGCCUUGGCACUUACUAAGAAAAUUCAUAUUUUUAAUGCUUCAUCUUGUUUUAUUUCAUUUGAACAUUAAGUCAUAUUACUGAGUGCCAACUAGCUACAGAAAACCAUCCUGGUUAGCAUGUAUAGUUAUAUUUUCGAGUUCUGGCUUGUUGAUUUUGAAAAUUUAUUAUCAAUUUGCUUAAGUCAUUCAAAAUCAGGUCCUUUACUAUGCCAAAUGAUUAUUGUUUUAAUAUUGUAUUCAUUUGCUUUUCGUAGCUUACAGAUAGCGACAAUCAAAAUAUCUACCUUGAUGUUGUAUUGAGAAAUCAUUCAUACUAUUAAAAAUUAAAAUAUUUAAGUGAAAAAUAUAUUUUCUUAAAAACUUGUUGAAUUUAUUGCAAAUCUCUGAAACUAAUGAAACAACAAAAUGCAUCUGGUGCUUUUUUACAAUAUGCCAUAAAGUGCUUUGGACUCAAGAAAUGUUACAUUCUGUGAUUUCUGUACCUAUACAUUACUUGUAGUCUUAAGCUAAUGUAAUUUAUUUUCUGUAGAGAGUGUUAUAUUUUUGUAGUAGGAGUAAAUCUAAGAAUUUGACACUUGUUGUGAUGACAAAAUUUUGACGUAAAUUUAGUGACAAUUAUUUAUUACCAACACUAUUUAUUUCUGCUUGUGCAUAUCUGUAUUUAUUUUUGUAUGAGUUGUUAAAAUUGCUAUUGCUACAGUUGUAAAAAUAGCACAAACCUUUUUAUGUUUCACUAAAUCACAUACCAAAUUUUGUUUCUUUUUAUAUGCAUUUACAUGUGUCCGGCUGAUUAACAAAAAAGCAAAUCUUUAUUUUAAGACUUAUCCAAGUCUAUAGAUUCUUUUCUUCCUGUUACUUUCUUUUAGUACGCUGUUACUGUGAAAUUUUGUAACCUGCUUUUAUAUAUCAUGAAUUUUGUGUCACCUAAUGUUGUCAGAAAAUUUGACCAUUUUGUUGUUGAAAGGAUUAAUUUCGUCGUUAAAAUUUGGCAAAAAAAAAAUUCAAGGGGGCAAGUUGUCAACAUUUUUUGUCAAAUAUUUAAAAACAUAAAAAAAAGCACAAUUUUUUUAGAAAAAAUAAACAAUAAAUAUUUUUAGGUGACAGUUGAAAUUGUUUUUAGAAAAGUCCUGAGAAAAAUUAUAAUUGAAAAAAAGACGAUAAAUCUCUGAUUUAGACUGAAAACUUUAUGAACUAAAUUAAAUUUUUGACUGAAACCAUUAAACUUAUAUGAGAUACCUAGUAUAAAUAAAGUAUUUGCUAUAAGUUGAGGUGUGAAAACUACUUAAUUUUUGUACUCUUAACAUGCCAUGUCUUGCAUGUAAUUAAUGAACCUCAUUUAAUUUAACACAACUUUGUUAGAUCUCAAGGUGUCUCAACAAUAAAUUUAAUAAUAUUUAUUAUCCUGAAAAAUAAGACCAUUUUAUUAUUACUUUUUCUAAUUUUAUUGUUUUAAAAUUUUUUCAUUUUAAACAUGUUUAGGAUUUUAUUGCAAAGUUUUUAAUUAUUACAUCUUUUGAUUCAGCUUUUUCUAUUAAGUUUAGAAUUGAAGUUGACACCAUUUCUAAUAGGCUUGUUGUCUCAUUUAAAUGUUAAAAAACAUAAUUAUCUCAUUUAAAUGUUUUCAUUCAAUGUCAUUUUUUGUAGCUUCUGCUUUGAAAACGUUUGUUUUUGUCGUUUUUCUGAGCUUAUGUUUUUAAAUUUGUUGUUUCAUUUUGUAUAGUACAAAAUAACAAGACAAUAAGAAAUAUGAAUUGUCAUGUCUCUCAGGUUUCGCAUGUGAGAUUCAUUUGACUGUCGUAAACAAAGAGGUGAAGCAAGUAGGAAAGGUGUUUUUAUUUUCAGAAAUAACGUUUUUUAUUACAAGUGUUUUGAUACAUAGAAUGAAGUGUUUUGUACUGAAAAGACUUAUACUCUAAAUGUUUUUCUUUUGACUGUUAAUUGGCAAUGAAAACAUAAUUUAUUUUGGCUGAAAAUACUAUAAAUGAGUAUUUCUUUUUUAAAAAAAUUAAUAAUGGCUGUUUUUCAGUCAUCUCAAAUGAACUUAAUGGUUCAUUAGUUUUGUUGGUUAAUGUUUCAUUAGUUUUGUUUAGUUGGUGAGUGUUUAGUUUUGUUGUGAUUUAUAAUAAAUUCAUAAUGAAGCAAGAUUUAAAACUUGAGUUUUAACUUUGACAACUUAAUUAUGUUAAAAAAUUGACUUAAUAAUAGUUUACUAUAAAAUUUAUUUAUUUAUUUGUGUAAUUGCCCCUUGCUAAACCAGUAUGUCCAUUCUUAGCAUAAUUUAAAUUUAAAAAAAAAAAAAUUAUAAUGUAAAGAUAUCUAUUAAGAGGUUAAGCCACUUUUUCCACUGUAAAAAUAAACAUAUUUUAGAAAGAAAAUUUCAGCAAGACUGUACAAUUUUUCCAAUUUCUUUAAAAAAAAAAAGUCUCUUGUAUUAUACAAUCAGUGAACUCUUAAAACUAAUUUUUCAAAAGCACCGCAAAACAAAUGGCUACUUUACAUUUUUUUCUUUUUCUUUAAGGAAGAGUUCUUUUGUAGGGACUGUAGCACUUGCAAUUCUUAUGUUGAGCUGAAAAACAAAUUGCAGUAGAACCUGAAUUUAAAGCUGGGUGCUGCUUUUAAAAUACUACUUACUACUUUAUGGCCUAAUCAUUUUGUGGGAUUUUUUGUUGCUACUUUUGCUAAGUCUGUUGCAUCUUAUUUUUGUUAAAUUUCACGAUUAUAUAAAAUUAUCUUAUUUUGUUAUAUUAUUCCAAAGAUCUUAGAAUUUUCUUUAAAAGAACAAUAUUAAGCCCUCUUCUGUAUUUAGUGUCCAGUAUUCACUGUUCUAAAGUGAAACAGGUCUUGAAUAGGCUUAUUUUAGUUUUUAUGCUAAUUAAUUUUGAUUUAAGUUGGUUUCUAAAGCUAAAUUUAGUUAUGUCUAAUAGUCAGACCUGUCUAGAUUGCUGUCUCACGCAAAACAAAUGUUUAGACAACCUGUUUUGUUUUCCUGGUGAUAUCUAUAUCUCCAGCAAAAACCAGUUGUUAAAUUCAGAGGUUCUUUUAACCUUUUCCAGACCUUAUUUAAACAUUUUUAAGUUAUUCUUCUGAGGGUUAUAAUUUUCUUGGAGGGUUUAAGUUCCAAAAUAGCUUCUAGUAGUUUCUAUCCGUUUAUAUUGUAUGCAGCUUUAAAGUCAGUGAACAGGUCAUGUGAUAGUUUGUUAGAUCUGACUGAUACAACAAUGGAGAAUGAAAACAGCUUAAGGUUUAGUUUAAUAUUGUAUAAAUUUAAUUUUCAAUUUAAAAAAGUGUAGUUUAUUUGAAUCUUAAAUCAAAAUUGUAAUUAUAACAAUUAGAAAUAUUUCUUUUUCUUUUCAUCAUGAUUCUUUAAAAAUGAAAAUCUAGCAACAUUCUCCAAAAAAUGCAAGUUUGAACAAAAUUCUGGCAACUUAUUGUGUAUUUUCGGUCUCUCUUCUCUAUGAGCAUAAUGUAGUGGCUUUAAUAUAUAUAUACCUUAGCGAUAAAAUAACUUGAGCUGUUAUUGGGCUAACAUUCAUGAAUCUUGUCUCAAUAAGUUUUCAGAGAACCAUUAUUUUCCAAUAUUUGUUCUGUAUAGAAUUGUCAGAUUCACCUGAUAUUUAAUAUUCUUUAUUCAGCCAAUAUCGAAACUAUAUUAGCCAUACAUAGUCUCUUACUGACCCCUAUAUAAGAGCAAUAGUGAAAAAUCUAGACACCCCUAUAUUGGUCCUUUGGUGCAUGUAUAGGACCCAUAGUGAGCUAAUUUUGAGCCUAACUGGGGCUAUGGAAAAAUUGCUGCUAGGGUAUAUGUAUACAGUUAAGUCUCAAUAAUUCGAGGUGGACGGGACCAAGUCUACCUCGAUCUUUUGAAAACUUAAGAUUUCAUAAAUGAAAACAAUGCAAUUGAUGAAUUUCAGUAUUUAAUAUUAGUACUAUCUGCCCAGUUAAUUUGUUUUGAUUAAGCUUUUUUAAUUAACUAAUUCAGCAUCAUAAUGAAUUGGUGAAUGCUUUUCUACUCUUUCAUCUGUAUAACUUGUAGUUUGCAACAUACUAUGAGUGUGUCAAUUUCUUUUUUGUUAACUCUGUGGCGUAACUACCACUGCGAAAAUUAAACAUCAAUUCACUGGUAUCUAAGACAUGCUAACUUGAUUCAAUCACGAGGCACCUUUUGAUAGAUGAAGGUUGGCAUGGUCGUUAACUCCGCCCCCACAACUCUAACCUAAGUAGAAUUUUAAAAUGUUGAUAUAAUUUUAAUAUAACUUUUUUCAUAUCUCUGGUAAUUGUGCAGUUUUUAUUUUUUGUAUUCUUUUUUCAUACAGGUUUCUUUUGAUAUUUACCAAUUGAUGGAUUUUCUUGUUUUUUUUUGUGACUAAAGAUUUUCAGUUUCAUUCAGAGUGAUUUCUUUCAUUCUCCAGCGUAAUUUUUCUGAGUCAUUAAUUCAUAUGUCUCAUUCUACUUCUCUGUUAUCACAAGACAUUUCUUAUUUAACUAUUCAUUAUGUUUCUUUUCUAUUCUGGUAUUUUCUCAACUGCAUUAGAGAUAAUUUAAGAUUAUGACAAGCAUUUGUUACGCCCGUUGGCACGAUUUUCUUUUGAGUCUCUUUGUUUUGCAGUUUUUUCUUGUACCUUUUAAAAGUCUUAACUUUUUUCAGUUAUUCAUUAUCAAUCCUUUUUGAUUUUUGUUCUGUUUUUAUUGAAAGAUCUAAUGUUCUUGUAGCAGGUACUAGAAUUAUUAAAAAUCAUAAUCCACAUUUGCUUUUUCGUAAGUAUGUCCCAAAGAGCCUGAAUUUCAAGUCCAUGAGCUAUUGAUUAAUUUGGCUUUGUGGCAUUGAGCAAUUUCAACAUUAUUCUUUAUGCUAUUAUGUUAAAAUUCUGUGCUCAUACUCAUUAUAUUACUUGAGAUUGAUCAAGUCCACUAUUUAACACUAGUUUAAUUGCUUGCUCAAAUCUUUGUGAAAAUGUGCAUGUACUACUUAAAAAGUUGCCUUCUUUAUCUCCUUAAAUUGCUAUUGGACUACCAUCAGCAUCAUACUUAUUUAUUAAAUUCUUAUUGUCUUUUAUGAUCUGUUACAUGUGACUGAAAAAGUUGUCCCAAAAAUUUAUUCCUGAUUUUAGAUUUUUUUUUGUUGUUAAGAAAUUGUAACAUCUUAAUUUCUAAGUGACUGGAUGCUGAAAUGCUGUCAAUACUCAGAAACAGAUAAUUUGGUGCUCAUUUAUAGGAUUAAGAGUAAAUAAAUAAAUAAAAAUUCAAGAUUAGAAAUUCAAUUAACUUUUAUGUUAUAUGGAAUAAGUUUAUUAUAUGUAUAUUAAAUACUCAUUUGUGGAAAUUUAGAAUUAUUUCUUUUAAAAUUCAAUAUCAUUACUAAAAGUUACGAUAAAUUGCUAAAGAAUGGAUUUACCAGGCAAUUAGUGAAUAAAUGGAUUCAUUUUUACAUAUUAGUCCUUUUUUAAUUAUAGAACAUCUGCUUUUUUUUUAUUCCUUUUAAUAUCCUUCUUCCUCUCAUUACAAUACCAUAACUGAGGCAGCUUUCUGUACCACCCAUAUGCUUCUGUGCCUAAAGAAUCCCUCCAAUUAUAAAUUUGGAAUGAUGUAUUGAAAAUUUAAGAUGCUGAGUAUUUUUAAAAAGUUAAUUAAACACAGUUUUCACAUUUAAAACUGAAAGUUGUUGAAAAUUUUUUGUAUAUUUUUCAAUUAAGCAUUUAGACCUUUGUUAAGAGUACUAGCAGAAAUAUUAUGAUUGCUUAAUUUUCUGAGAAGUUAAAGUAUUAAAUUAGCAAUCUUUAUUUGAAUUGUAGGGUAUGUGGAUGGUUAGGUCUUAAUUUCUAAUUAAUAUUUCCAGAAUUUGUUUAAGAAUCUCUUAUUUUAUGUUUCUAAACAGAGAUUCUUGUAAUUUUUUGUGCAAUAUUUAAGUUUUUGUUUGUUCUGAAAACUAAAAAAAAGUAUCUGAUAUUGUUCUCACUAUUCUAUUAGCUUUUCAUAUCUACCUGAAAUUUAAAUCUGGACCUAAUGUCUAACAGAAAAGCAUUACAAUAAAAUCAAAAAUUUAAAUAAUUAAAGCAGAAUCAGUGAUUUUAAUUUGAACACACUUUCAGACAUGCACGCAUGCUCCUUUCACAAAUAUAUAAUUUAUAUAAACGUAAAUAUGGCAAGAAUAAAGUAAUUAAUAUAAUUGAGUCUUUUCUAAAGGUGUAUAUCUGUUAUUUCUGUCAUUGCUACAAAUACUCAUUUAAUUUUUGUUUUGUUCACUGUGUUCAAAGUUAAAAUUCAUAUGUUCACUUUAAAUAUAAGAUUGCUUAUACAUAUGAUAUACAAAACUUGUAAAUAGUAUAUCUAUGAAUCAUUUAAGAAUUAACAUGUUAAAUGUGCCUUUUAAAAAGCAUAAAUAUGUUUAAUAUGCCUUUUUAAUAACAAAUAAAGUAUGCCUUUUUGUUUGUAUCUAAUCUAAAUUUUACAUAUUAGUUAAGAAAGAUAUUUCCAUAAAGAAAUGAAACUGGAAAAACUAGAAGAAAAACAUGAAGAAUCAUUUCUUAAGAAAGAUAUUUCCACUUUUUUUCCCCUUCAGGUUUUUGAAUUAAAAACUAAAUUUUUGUUGCAGAGACUUUAGAUUUAUCAGAAUUUUCAAUGUUUGAUUCUACAAAAAAAUUUUAAUAUAUAAAAUAUUUAUAAUCUAAAUAUCUUUGUGUUUUUUUAGCUGUUGAUUUUAAUAAUAAUUUAUAAAACUUAUGAUGGGUGUGGUAUAUAUGUUAGUUAUAAGAUACUGCUUAUAUUUGUCUUCCAUUUUUAUUAAAUUCUCACUUGGUUUUGUUAUUCUUGGAAUUGUUAUUUAAGUAAUUGGUGUUUGAACAAUUUUCUAUUGGAUAAUAUUUUAUGAGUAAUAUUUUUUUCUUUACCACAAAAAACAAAUAUCUUCACCUAUAAAUUUAACUCAAGAUGUUGAAUUCUGGGUGUUUCAUUUUUGUCAUGAUGUACCAGUGUUGUUAUGCUAUGUUUCAUAAUUUAUAUUUUACCUUAUUUAUUUAUUAUCGUGAGAGUGCAAUAGGAAAAUUGUUUUUAUGUGCACUUGCAGAAGUCUUAUAUUUUCAUGCAAUAAUUUUAAAAAAAUGGUCUUGAAACAAAUGCUGAGUUUUAA
Messenger RNA from Parasteatoda tepidariorum (common house spider), 11273 nucleotides. It is a transcript of the gene kibra, whose product is annotated as WW and C2 domain containing protein kibra. Lineage: Eukaryota; Metazoa; Arthropoda; Arachnida; Araneae; Theridiidae. Gene Ontology annotation, biological process: regulation of hippo signaling; regulation of DNA-templated transcription; cell migration. Gene Ontology annotation, molecular function: kinase binding; molecular adaptor activity. Gene Ontology annotation, cellular component: cytoplasm. The record is from RefSeq and is a predicted model, not a curated record.